AAUCCCCCCCCCCUUCCAAUUAAUCUCAUUAAAAUGGUUGUUUACAAAGUAUUAUUGUCAGCUGUUGUCAUAUGCAUCAGUUUAUGUUGUGCAUGACAUAACAUGCAUUGUUGUAUAUUUAUUUAAGUUCUAUAACACACUAGGAAACAAUUUCUUCCACUGAUUUGACCUCUUUCAGAUAUAUGUGGACACAGAUUAUCAGUAGCCAACAUUCAGUAUAUUCCUUAUAUAUUUAUAUAUUUUUAGAUAAGGCGCUUUUUUUUUUUUUUUUUAAUUGACACAUUUUUGUUGGUUAUACACACCAAAAACAAAACAAAACAAAACUGCACUGACAGGCUUUCGUAAAUAAGAUGUACACUAGGCAGUAUUAAGAAGUCAUAGUUUUGUGUCAGUAAUAAUAACGUAUCUGAAUUGUUUUUAAAAUCUUAAAUAAAACAAAAAAACAAUUAAAAGCAGAGCUCUUUAUCUGCCAACUUCUCUGUAUCAGACAGAAUGAACGAGGAAAUAAACUUUACACCAGUCACAUUAUUCCUUUGCCAGCAGCAUGUAAUAAGAUAGCAGACUACGGCCACACUGUAACAGUAGAGAGUUAUUGCACACUUCCUGUGGUAUAUUUAUGACUCUGUGAGCCCAGUUCCGGUGCAUGCUGAUACGAGCGCUCAGUCUCCCGUCUAAAUGCUGUGGAGUCAGAGGACCUUAUAUCACGGAACGUAAGGCAAAGAAAAGAAGAUCUUGGGAAAUAACUAUCACAUGUUUAUACGAUAUCACACCUUGGCUUAAAUUCCUAUGGAGUUUUACCAUUUGGGAGGGAAGUAAGCUGAAGCUAUGGAGGACUGCUUGCAUACGUCUUCUGAAAACCUGUCAAAGCUGGUGAGCUGGGCCCACAGCCAUGGGACGAUUUGCAGCCUCAUCCCCAACCUGAAGCACUUGCUGUCUGAGGGCUCCCAUGGGAACCUGACAGCCAUGUGGGGCUGUACCGCCGGUCAUGCUUACCACUGGCCUCUGACGGCUACCUGUCGGGCCGGAUCCCAGGAACGCAUGUGCUAUCAGGACAGCCGCAGCUUCAACUCAGACAGUGCCAGCAUUAGUGGGGCAGCCUCCGAAACACAGCCCAGUCCCGGGGAGAGAUUCACAGGAAGGACAGUGAAAGCCAAGAUGGACUGCAACCGGACCCAAGACUCAUGCGACUUCUCCAACUGCAGUGAGCCUUCGGAAGUAGAAGACAAUAUGGAGGAAUACGAGGAUGAGAAUGCCUUGUUUGACAUGGUGUGUGAGUCCUCUCCAACGGACGAGGACAGUGACUUUGAAACCGAGCUGCUUAGACAGCAGCAGCACAGUGCCCCUCAGAAGAGGCCCAACACAAGCCCACUUCCUUCUGGUGCAGAGAGCAAACCUUCCUGCCAAAAGAUGGAGGAUAGCGGCAGCAGUGGAGGAGACAACAUGAUCGUGAAGAAGAUAAAGCAGGAGAUGCCUGAGGACUACUACAUUGUGUCCAGUGCUGAGCUUACUGGGGGUAUCAAUGGCCCCACUUUGUCCCUCACCCAUACACCAAAGCAGUCCCAAACACCUCUCCCAGGACCUUCAGCAUACACAGUGCCUCAUAUGCCAACCACCUUGGUGUCUCCCAUCCUCGGUGUCGAGAAUGACUCUCGAGUUUCUGUCUCUCCCCCAAUCAGUUCACAUGGUAUGAUUCCAAUGUCGGUAAGGGGCCCUGUUGCGGGACACUGUAGGCUUGUGACAAAUAUCCAGGCUUCCAGCCAGCCAUUGACCCUUCAGAUGCCAAUCAGUACAUCUGGAGCCAACCAGCAAAUUAACAUCCCCUUAUCGGCCUUGCAGAUUCCAGGGCAGGCUGAGCAUGUCCCAAUAGAAGAGCUCGUCAAACCAUCGCCCAAACCAGUGGCUUCCUGCGAGGUUGCUUUGUCUCCCUCUGUGAACACUGAGCCAGAAGUCAGCUCCAGCCAGCAGCAAAGUAAUGCCUCUAUAGCUUUUGCAACGGAUGGUAACACUGAAGCAGCAUCAGGAUACCAUGCAAAGUUGAACAAGUUCCCUGUAUUCAAUUUUAAUGACGAACUGAAGGACUUGUGUGUGAGUGCCGUGAGUGCCAACACUACCAAGGCUACUCUCUAUGCACUGAAUGUCUGGAGGUACUGGUGCAUGACCAAAGGGCUAAAGGACUAUAUGGACAUUACUAAGAUCCCAGCCCCCAAGCUGAACGAGCUGCUGGGAGAUUUCUAUGUGAGUGUAAAGAAGACGGAUGGCUCGGAUUUCCUGGCCACCUCUCUGCAUGCCAUUCGGAGGGGCCUGGACCGCAUGCUGAAAAAUGCUGGCGUGGGCUUCUCCAUCACCAGCAGCAUCUUCAACUCCUCAUCCCAGAAGCUCAAAGAGAAGCUCCAUGUGCUCAGCAAGGCAGGCUUGUCAGGUGCCCGCUCCCGUAACAUUAUCUAUUUCUCCCUCAACGAUGAGGAGGAGAUGUGGAGGACUGGUUGCCUGGGUGAUGAAGGGCCUGUGGCUUUGCUGUCUACAGUGGUGAAGUACAAUAGCCAGUUCUUUAACAUGAGGACCUUGCAGGAGCAUGCUGACUUGAUGUUUGGCGACGUGGAACUACUGAAGGACUCGGACAACCGGCCUUUCUUUGGCAGGACUGACAGUGUCAAGCGGGAGAAGCGGGCUGGCAGCAAUACCAAAGUGUGCUACGGGCAGGUCUACCACGAGCACUCCCGGGGCCAGAAACGCUGCCCCUACUGCCUACUCUACAAGUACAUGUACACCCACCGACCGCCAACGCUCAUGGACCCCUGCUCCCCCUUCUACCUGGCCGCCCGCAAGGAGAUGUGUUCUGUCAAUGGUGUCUGGUACGAGGAACAGAGAAUGGGCCUUCGCUCCCUCAGGGGGGUUGUGCCUAAGCUGGCCAAGAAGGUACGGCUGGAGCAGUGUGAUAAUUUCACUUUUGUCUCCUUCACACAAGCCUCUAGGAAGUUCUCUCACAUCAACCACCUGUGAUUUAAAAAAAAAAAACAGCUGCCCAUGGAACAAUAGACUGGCCCUUUCAAACA
Messenger RNA from Polyodon spathula (Mississippi paddlefish), 3053 nucleotides. RefSeq lists its product as uncharacterized. The record is from RefSeq and is a predicted model, not a curated record. Lineage: Eukaryota; Metazoa; Chordata; Actinopteri; Acipenseriformes; Polyodontidae. The transcript has 4 exons. The coding region runs from base 826 to 3000 and encodes 724 amino acids.